Messenger RNA from Cucurbitaria berberidis CBS 394.84, 1682 nucleotides. RefSeq names its product acetate kinase. Gene Ontology annotation, molecular function: acetate kinase activity. Gene Ontology annotation, biological process: acetate metabolic process; phosphorylation. NCBI's taxonomy places the organism in Eukaryota, Fungi, Ascomycota, Dothideomycetes, Pleosporales, Cucurbitariaceae. The coding region runs from base 423 to 1682 and encodes 419 amino acids. The record is from RefSeq and is a predicted model, not a curated record. The transcript has a single exon.
CGAGUCGAGUGUAGGUAGUACACCGAAGGGAGGCUGUUGGGGAGCUCCGCGACUUCCGAUAUCGAUCAUUCGAUCAUUCGACCUCUCACCUCCCACCUCUUACCUCCGCACGUGCCUGGGAGAAGAUUGACAACAACCGAAGGAAUCAGCACCAUCAAGCAACUAGACUAGAGCAGCUACUCUAUUACUUUGUGAUAAAAGUCUGAAGGGACACCCAGUCUUCGAUCUUCAAUUUCCGGUAGAUUUAUCCACACUCUUAAAGCCCAGAGCACUCCCAACCACUCAAGGUCCUCUCUCGGAUAUGAGAACAUACCAAGAACAAAUUCACGAAAUAAUUGAAAGAUAGUUCCUUUUUGACAGGCGAUUUUCGCGAGACAUUCAAGGCCUGCCAAUCAGGCGUUGCUCACCAAUUACUCAUCACGAUGCCAGAGAUCAUCCUCUCCAUCAACGCAGGCUCCUCCAGCGUCAAGAUCUCCGUGUACAAGACUCCCGAAGAUAGUUCACCUGUACCGACUCUGCUUGCUGAAGCGACAGUAGAGGGCUUAACCGCACUCCCGGCACGCCUCAAGUAUGAACGAGGUGACGAGAAAAUCAAGGGCAAAGAGCUGGAACAUGUCAAAUCACAGGAAGAUGGGUUCCGCUACAUCUUGAACCACUUGACCAACGACAAGGGCCUUCCCGAGCUUGAGCAGAAAGAAGACAUCCACUUCACGUGCCAUCGCGUGGUGCACGGCGGGGACUACCCUCGUAGCCAGGUCAUCGACCAGGAAACUUAUCAUCACAUUGAAGAGCUCAGCGAUCUUGCACCGCUGCACAAUGCGCCAGCGCUCAGCAUCGUGCGAGCCGUAACAGAUAUUCUCCCUCACGCGAAGAACAUUGCAUACUUCGACUCCUCCUUUCACAAUACGCUACCUGACUACAUUUCUACGUAUCCCAUUGAUCAAGCAGUCGCGAAGAAGAACAAGCUCCGAAAGUACGGUUUCCACGGCAUCAGCUACUCUUUCAUCGUACAUGCCGUAUCUACCUACCUUAAGAAGCCCAUCAACCAAGUGAACAUCAUCGCCCUCCAUCUUGGCUCCGGAGCAUCUGCGACCUGCAUCAAAGGCGGCAAAUCACUAGACACAUCCAUGGGUUUAACUCCCUUGGCUGGUCUGCCUGGCGCCACACGCUCAGGUUCCAUCGAUCCAAGUCUGAUGUUCCACUUCACGCACCGCGCAGGGAAACCAAGCAGGAGCUCGAGUGAGAAGAUGCACAUCACAGAGGCCGAGGAGAUCUUGAACAAGAACAGCGGCUGGAAGAGUCUUACGGGUACCACUGAUUUUGGGAAGAUCAGCUCCUCUGAUCGCGAGGAGGACAAACUGGCUUUCAACAUUUUCGUUGAUCGCAUCUUGAAUUAUGUGGCGCCGUAUUUCACCAAGCUGGACGGCGAGGUCGAUGCUUUGGUUUUUGCUGGCGGGAUCGGAGAAAGGGGAGAUAAAUUGAGGAAGGCAGUUGUGCAAGGUGUCAAGUGUCUUGGUUUUGCGCUUGAUGACGAGAAGAACGGUACCUCGGUGAAGGAUGUUGUGACGGAUAUCAGUGCAAGCGGCACCAAGUACAAGAUAUUGGUGGUACAGACCGAUGAGCAGUUGGAAAUGGCGCGGGGCGUAUUAGAGGACAAGGAUCGGUUUGUUGGAAAAGUAUAG